Molecule: messenger RNA, 1343 nt
Organism: Solanum lycopersicum (tomato)
Lineage: Eukaryota; Viridiplantae; Streptophyta; Magnoliopsida; Solanales; Solanaceae
Source: RefSeq, a predicted model, not a curated record
GUAGUACUACUAGUUAUAUUAAAUUUAACUUUUUCCUAACAAACAAUAUUUGGGCGAAUAAGGUUUAAAAGUUAAAUAAAACAAACUAAAAGGAUUUUGGUGUAAAUAUUAUUAUAAAACAUACAGAGGGGUACAAACUCUGCAUGUUAAUACUUGAUAUAUAUAUAUAUAAUAGAAACUUGGGAAGGUCUUGCUUUAGUUGGAGAAGUAGCCAUUUCCCCUUGAGCAUUCUCUUUCUCGUCUGGGAUGGAUAUCAAAUCUAUUAAAGAUUUAUUGGAGCAGAUGUUGAACCAAGUUCAACAUCAACAUACUGGGGAUUCCAAAGAUGUAUAUGAAAUGAUAGGGAAGCUAGAGCAGAUUAAAUCAUAUCUUUUAACCGAAGCAAUGCAUAGCAAUGUAUUUUCUGGAUUUCCUUCCCUUCAUUCACCUACACCUCAACAACCUUCUCCUCCAGUAGCUGACCAGCAAUCAUUAGUAUCAAAUCAACAAACUACUCCUCUGAUAGCUGGCCAGCAAGUAAUGACACAGGCAGUAGACACUGUUUCUCCCAUGAACUUGGGACAACCAACACCAAUUGUGGUUCAAAAUCCACAGCCAGCUGGCCCCUUUUUCAGGCAUCCAGUACAUUGGCAAGUAGUUGAUGAGAAUCUGUUUGAUGCCGUCGACAAACCUGUUCUAUGGUUCAGCAAGCUGGUCACAGAAAAUAUGCAAGAGGUGCUUACUGUUCCACCUAAGAAAAUAUCGUACUUGGUGAAAGGAAGCCCUCUUUCAUCAUAUGCGCAUUCUCCUCUGUUUACGGGCAUGAGCCUACCUGUUGCACUGCACUGUAGUAAACUAGAAAGCAUGAUUGGUGGUGCUCCAGGAUUGCUGUAUAACAAAAGCAAAACUACAAUGCAUAUAUACUGGCCCUCCGUUAGCAGCUAUUUUAAGAUACCAACCAUGAUUGAUGUUUCGUUUCAAUGGAAAAAACAUGGUCCGAGACAUAUGUUAAUAGUCAAAGUUGAAGAGCAAGGACCAUCUGAAGCUGGAGCUGGAGCAGAGCCAUCUGGAGCUGGAGCAUCAAAACGUUCUAAAGUAGGUGGCGGCGUUUGAAGAGACUACGAAUUUCUGCAUCACAGAUGUAAUUUUCAUUUUGUCCAUCUAUUAUAUGGUAAGUAUUGAAGUGUUUAGUCUUCCAAUCUUCUUUUUUUUUUAAAAAAAAGGGGCGCCUUGGCCAGAGACUACUGUUAGUAAUACAGAAUCAGAGGUGCCAGAACAAAACCUCGUUGCCCAAGAAAAGGGUCCAUAUGGACUAAACUUAAUCAUCAUAUCAUAAAUAAUUUCUUUUGUUAGAACUAGAAGUA